UUUUUUCAAAAAAUGUUUUCUUUGGGCGAAGCUUUUGGAGGCCAUCGACAACAACAACACAGACACACUUUAAACGACAAUCCUCCUCCAACUUCCUUAACUUCAAAUAAUUCUGGAAGGGAAGAGGGAAUGUUAAGUGCUUUUGGUUCUCCCCCUCCUCCUCCACCGCCAACUUCUAAUUCCGCAGCCCCUCCACAUUCUCUAGCAGAUUUGGCAUCAACAGCCAAUUCGUUAUUGUAUGCUUUACAGUCUUCUCAAUCGAAUGCUGUUAUUGCUGCUAAUACUAUUUUGCAAAACUUUGUGAGUGCGCUCCCUCACCAAACAUCUUCUUCAUCUUCCUUGGGACAGAAUGCCACAAAAAUAAAAAAUUCCCAAAUCCAACAAAAAUCAUUUUCUACUUCCUCAACCACAAAUAUAGAGACAACAAACAAUAAUUCGAAUAAUCCUUUAAUUAAUGGAUUGUCUAAUAAAUACAACAAAACAACUUUAUUAGAUGAUGGAGGGAGAUAUACCCAACAAGAAAUUUUUAAUCAACAAAGUUCACCAUGUUCCUCUUCUCGAAGUACCACACCCACCCCAAUGGUAUCUUCCACAACAAACCCAAAACCUUUUAUUAAUGGAAGCAGUGACCCUCCACACUUUCAAAUAGGAAAAUUCACUCUAGCAGCUAAACUAAAUUCGAAUAAAUCUGAGGGGUGUUUGGAACUUUAUGGAGGACAACAACAAAGUAGUAAUUCUUCUGCUGAUACUCCAACUAAUGGACAACCUAUGGAAAUUAAUGUUUGCAAUGUUUGUGGCGACGAAGCUUCUGGUCGUCAUUACGGUGCUUCUACUUGCUUUGGUUGUAAAGGGUUUUUUCGUAGAACUGUGCGGGCUAAUAAACAGUAUAACUGCCGAUAUGAGGAAAAAUGUCAAAUUGAUAAAGUUGGCCGCAACAUUUGCCGUGCUUGCCGUUUCCAAAAAUGUUUAACCGUCGGGAUGGAACCAGAAGCAAUCCGUCCAGACCGCGACAAGACUGGAAAACAACGAAAUCCUCGACGCUCUUCCCACACUUUGGGUACCUCCUCUCUUUAUUCAAAUGGAGGUUAUUUUGAUGGAACUACGUCUGGGGGUACUUUAACUAUAAAAUCUCAAUCAACAAAUACUUCUGUGGCUGGAGAAUUAAAUCAAUUAAUUACUGACGAGGAUUUCUGUCAAAAUAAUGGAAUGCAAAACGACCCUCUAGCUAGACGAAGAGCCAACACAAUAAAUGAUUUGCGCUCUUUGGCAGAAGAAAUUAGGCGUUCUCAAAGAGAUCAUGACCAACAGCAAUUACAACGUAUAUCUGAAAGUGCGAGUGUUGUUAAUGGAAAUGGAGGGGCUUCGUCUCCAGAAUUUGAACAAAUGAGCCAGGAAAAGGCUUUGAUUAUACAGACACUUCGAGAGAUUGAGCGUAUUGUUUGUAUAUCAGAACAACAACAAAGACAACAAUCCCCAUUACUCAAUUUGUCUCCUAAAAACAAACAAGAAUUGGAAGAUGAUGAAAGAAUGCGUAAAGAAUUUGAUUUGGCAAUUAGAGCUGGGAAUUUGAGUGAAAUGGAUCAAAUGUUGGCUGCUUUACAACAACCCAAACUUAUCGCUGACAGAACUGAGGUGAGGGUGAUUUUUUAA
Molecule: messenger RNA, 1650 nt
Organism: Meloidogyne enterolobii
Lineage: Eukaryota; Metazoa; Nematoda; Chromadorea; Rhabditida; Meloidogynidae
Source: the annotation of a GenBank genome assembly